CUCUUAUCCUCCUCCCCCUCUCCCGGAUCUUCACGAUUCAUCUCCUUCUUCCUCGAGGAAUCGAAUAGCUAGCCUUCGAUUCAUCGCCGAAAGGUCCGGACUUUGGCGAAAAGAUAUGGAACCACAAACUUCUCAUUCCACACAGAUCAUUGAUAUAAGCAUAGAUAAGUCAGGGGAUGAGCCUAGCAUAACAUGUAACAAGAUAUGCGGCGGCACUACAUGUGGCUUCUCCAAUUCCACAAACUCAAAAGAUGCUGAAGAACGAUUUGCUUCUAUGCGCAAGCUUUUGAUCGCUGUCAUUUUGUGCAUCAUUUUCAUGGCCGUAGAAGUGGUUGGAGGGAUCAAAGCGAACAGUCUUGCGAUUCUCACAGAUGCCACACAUCUCCUUUCGGACGUCGCAGCCUUUGCCAUCUCCCUGUUCUCCAUCUGGGCAUCGGGGUGGGAAGCAACACCGCGCCAGUCGUAUGGAUUUUUUCGAAUUGAAAUCCUCGGGGCUCUAGUGUCAAUCCAACUUAUAUGGCUCUUGACUGGCAUCCUAGUCUACGAAGCUAUUGCCAGACUUAUCCAUGACACCGGCGAAGUGCAAGGUAUCUUGAUGUUUGGCGUAGCGGCAUUUGGUUUGCUUGUUAAUAUCAUUAUGGCUGUUUUGCUUGGGCAUGAGCACGGACAUAACCAUAGCCAUGGUCGCCAUGAGGACAGCCACAAUGAGCAUGGUCAUGACCACAGCCAUUGUGACAACCACUCGGCGGAUGACCACAGUGCCCGAGCGGAUUCAGGAGAUGAGGACCAGUUGGAUCGGCUAUUGCACGAGUCAGAUGAGGCCCUAAUCCAUGCAAAGCACAGCAAAGACAAAACACGAAAUAUCAAUGUGCACGGUGCCUACCUUCAUGUUCUCGGCGACUCCAUUCAGAGUGUAGGUGUGAUGAUCGGUGGCGCCAUCAUAUGGUGGAAGCCCGAGUGGAAGACGAUCGACAUGGCAUGCACACUUUUCUUCUCGGUCAUCGUUCUAAUCACAACCAUCAAGAUGCUAAGGGACGUACUUGAGGUCUUGAUGGAGAGCACACCGCGCCAAAUAGAUGCGACCAAACUUGAAACAGGGCUUUGUCAGCUGGAUGGUGUCGUCGCCAUUCAUGAGUUGCACGUUUGGGCCAUUACGGUAGGGAAGGUUCUUCUCGCAUGCCAUGUGACGAUCGCCCCGGAGGCGGAUGCGGAUCUUGUUCUUGAUAUGGUGAUCGGAUACAUCAAGCGGGAGUACAAUAUUAGUCAUGUAACCAUUCAAAUAGAAAGGCAGUAGAUGUAGUUUUGGACAAGGGCCACU
Molecule: messenger RNA, 1318 nt
Organism: Zingiber officinale
Lineage: Eukaryota; Viridiplantae; Streptophyta; Magnoliopsida; Zingiberales; Zingiberaceae
Product: metal tolerance protein 1-like
Exons: 2
Coding region: 116-1294 (392 amino acids)
Biological process (GO): zinc ion transmembrane transport
Cellular component (GO): vacuole; plasma membrane
Molecular function (GO): zinc ion transmembrane transporter activity
Source: RefSeq, a predicted model, not a curated record